Molecule: messenger RNA, 1234 nt
Organism: Boeremia exigua
Lineage: Eukaryota; Fungi; Ascomycota; Dothideomycetes; Pleosporales; Didymellaceae
Product: Pyruvate/Phosphoenolpyruvate kinase-like domain-containing protein
Exons: 1
Coding region: 339-1154 (271 amino acids)
Cellular component (GO): cytoplasm
Molecular function (GO): aldehyde-lyase activity
Source: RefSeq, a predicted model, not a curated record
CCCUGGCCCAUGCACGGGGCUAGCGAACAGUGGGAGGAGCUCCUCCAUUUGUCCUCCCUGUGGGGCAACACUCACCUCCCGACAUUUGUCGACACGCAAGCGGAGCUGGGUGCUCCUCACGUCCUGCAGGUCGCGAUAGACAGCGCGAUUGUCGCAAUGGAUGAGCAGCCAGACGCUGAUGUACUACUUAGCCAGAUAGUAUGCUCAAUGACAGAUCCCAUCAUCUGCAUUCUCAUCAAUUUGUCUAACACUUGCCAUUGUGCACGAUUGUCAAACCCGAUCAAUUCCAGCGAUCAACCUCAAGACUUACAUUCGACACUCAUCGACGGCAACACACAAUGGGCUACCCUACCGCACAAACAACAACGAUCCAAAAUCCUCGUUUGAGGCUGCUGAACAAAAUCAGAGCAGGAGAAUUCCCGUUGAUGACCUUUGUUGCGAUACCUUCUGUUCGCCAAGCCCAAAUAGUAGCAUUGACAGGCCUCGACGGCAUCAUCAUCGACUGCGAGCAUGGUCACAUUGGUGACGAUGCUAUGCACAACUCGGUAGCUGCCAUAUCAGCCCUUGGCGUGUCACCAGUUAUCCGCAUCCGCGGCCCAGCACACGACAUUCUCAAGCGCGCGUUGGACACAGGAGCGCACGGUAUCAUGGUCCCUCAGAUCAACAACGCCGAAGAAGCCGCUCAGGUCGUCGCCUCUUCGAAAUUUCCCCCACAAGGAGUUCGCGGCCAGGGCUCAGCAUUCCCGGCCAUCGGCCAUGGCCUCACGACCCCUGAGUACAUGAAGUCGGCCGACCAGACAAUCAUCACCAUGAUCCAGAUCGAGACACGCGCCGGAGUUGAGAAUGUCGAGGCCAUCGCCGCUGUCCCUGGCGUGGACCUUAUCUUCAUUGGUCCGAACGACCUUGCACAGUCACUGCUGGGCUACACUCCCGCACGAGGCGACGAGCCAGAGUUCGUCCAGGCCGUCGACAAGAUCAUUGCCGCUGCGCGUAACAAUGGCAAGUGGGCCGGAAGGAUGGUCAACAACGGCACAGCAGCGAAGGAAGCGAGGGAAAGAUACGACACGGUUGCCAUCACUGGCGACACCAAGGCUAUUCAGAACUGGUACAUGGCAGAGUUCGAGAUCGCGCGGUCUGGUAUGGCGCAGCCGUAGAUGGAUGCAGUGAAGUGGCGGUAGAGAGUGGUGGGGAGCAUGCAGACCGAAGGUCAGAUGAGUGCGAGCAACAGCAAUAC